GGAGCGGCCAUGGCGGGGCCCUGGGGCCGGGUGAGAGGAACGCCUCGUUAAACUCUGUUUGCGGGGUGUUGUCUGCUUGCUGUGGGUUAAAGAUGGGCUUUUAAACUUCCCUUCGCUGGUUAAAGCUCCCUUCGGCGCUUAAAUUUCCCUUCGGGAAGACAAUUGGGCUGUGGCCGGAGCAGCUGAGCUCUGCCCGCUGGGGGCUGUGGGCAGGCGGGAGCGGCCGCUGCUCCCGGGGAACCGGCGGCAGGAGGAGAGGACACAGCCCAGUUGUGUAGUACCCGAAGAUGGAAUUCCUCAUUGAGCACACCUGGGAUGGUUUGCCUGUGAGCCACGAGCCGGUUUCAAUUGGGCUGAGGCCGGAUAAUGCAGGAUUGCUGAUGGAAAUUCGGGCUCCUUUCUUUAAUGACCCUCCAGCACCUCCUGGAGAGCCAGGGAAACCUUUUGGUGGGCUCUGGGACUAUGAGGUUGUGGAAGCAUUUUUUCUGAGUGACAGAAGUGAGCAGUAUUUGGAAGUUGAGCUGUGUCCCCAUGGGCAGUACUUACUGCUGCUGCUUUCUGGCAGAAGAAAAGCAUGGAAAGAACAACUUCCGUUGGAGUUUGAGGUGACCAGAAUGGAAACCAGAUGGGAGGGUAAAGUUCUUCUCCCUUGGAGUUAUUUCCCACCAUGCACUGACAAGUUCAAUGCAUUUGCAAUUCAUGGCUCGGGAGAGGAGAGAAAAUAUGAAGCACUUUAUCCUGUGCCUCCACACCAAGUGCAGGAAGGACAGGAACCAGAUUUUCAUCGUUUGGAGUUUUUCAAAGACUUGAACCUGAAAGAACUAACAGGAGAAGACUGGAAGCAGCCUGAAUCAGAUAUAUGGAAAUCUCUCACUAAAGGAAUGGAUUGAGGCAUAAAUUUUUGUAGUGUUGGAGUUGGCUGAAGCUGUGUGGAAACAAUUUCCUCAUUCUGAGCAGAGGUUGUAGGUACCAGAUUAGCAAGGCUUUCCUUGGCACCAAAAUCAUGGAUCAGUCUGAAAAUCAGCUGCAAAGCUUGUGGAUCUGCUGAUUCUAAAUGUCUGAAUGGCUUGGACUUUUUAAUCUGUGCAAGAGAUGAAUCUGCUGCUACCAGUGCAGGAAGAAAAAUGUGCUGAAAUUGCAGCUGUGCUUUUGUGAGAGCUCUGAAGUCUGACAAGGCCAAUACCUGGAUUGAAUUUUUUUUGUUUACUCUAGUUGCUGUAUUUUAACUGCUGCUUGUUUGUUUGUUGACUGCUGAAGGAGAUCCUUAUGUGCCUAGAUUUUUUGCUUACAAUCAGGAGGAAGAAAAAAUGGAUUUUGGAGGCUCAGUACUUGGCCUGCCAGAAGGAUAACACUGCCCUUUCCUAUAUGUUCCUGUGCAUGAAGUUUUCCCUUGCUUAAUGCCAAAGGGGAAACUUAUUCUGUCCCACAGACCUCUCUGUGGAGUGCCUGAUGGUGUUUAGGGGCAGAGGAUAGAUUUACAAAAGGUUUUAUGUAUUUCAGAUGAAGUUUUUGGGACAAAUCAUGCUCAGUAAAAUCUUUUGGUAUAGUUGUGUACAUGCAAAAGCAGUUUUUUUUUCCUAAGGCUUGUCAUAUCACUUCAAGAAUUUAUCUCAGUUGUCUGAGAAUUUUUGUUUUUGGCAUUCCCCUGAAGGCUGGAGAUACUCUAGGUGUACAUUUUCUGUGUAUGGGCAUGAGUCAUUUUAACAGUAUUGAAUAUUAGGUGGCAACAUCUAAUCUGUAAACCGUCACCAGAUUUACAAAUCAUAUGUUCCUUUUUUUUGGUCUAGCUUAGCAGCUGCUGCUUGAUUGUAGCUGCUGAUUUAAUAAACACAUUUUGAUGGUCCCAUUUUUCUCUGCUGCCUUUCAGCUUCACUCUAGCUGUAAGUUCUGCCUGAGAAGAAGGGGGGAACAUCUGACCUUUGUGGAGAACAUCUCAGUGUGGUUAAUAUCUGAGAUAAACUCUGAACUAACAUGCUUUGUUUAGCUCUAGAUUCCUUCCUUGUACUUUCAGUUUUAUAGAACUGUGCUUUCAAAUUAGAGGAUAUUAGAUUUUUGUGGUUUUUUUUUUUUUCCUGUGGCAGACUUUGGCAUGUCAGUGCACUCAGCCAUCCAAUUAGAUGGCUCUGUUUCAAUUAGACAGUAUAGGUUCCUUGCUGUAAAGUGCCAUCUGUUGAAAAUUGUUAGUAUUGUACCAUCAGUUGUUUGGCUUCUUUUCUACCUUCUAUCCAUGUACAGUUUUCUAAAGAAUGACAUCAGUCUGAAAUAAUGAAAAAUUCAAUAGAUAUUGAUUAAAGUAUCAUCUAGACAUUGAUGCCUCAAAGCUGCUUUAAAAAUUUUAGUCAAAACCAAAAUGCCAUUUGGCAAAACUUUUAGACUUUGUCAAAAAACUGUGUGCAAAGGUUCAAAAUGGGUGUACUGCUCUUCUCACUAAAGGUUGUUUUCCUCUGAGGAAUGAUACUUUGUAUGUAAAAGAUAGUAAAUAAAAUGUUUAUUUUGCUUGUUUAUUCCUACUUCAAA
Molecule: messenger RNA, 2517 nt
Organism: Melospiza georgiana
Lineage: Eukaryota; Metazoa; Chordata; Aves; Passeriformes; Passerellidae
Gene: C5H4orf33
Product: chromosome 5 C4orf33 homolog
Exons: 6
Coding region: 288-890 (200 amino acids)
Source: RefSeq, a predicted model, not a curated record